GCUGCAUCUUGUGCAAAACGUCGUUUUUUUUUUUAAACCUGUAACGACGUGCUGUCUGAUGUCGGUAUAAGAGGCGACACUAACUGGGGCGUUUUUCUCAACACCGGAAGAGGAAAUCCACGGACACCCGUACAAACCAAAAUGGCUGCACCCGUUUGUAGUAACGUGUUGUUUUUGGUCCCCCAGCCAAAACACACGCUAUAAGAUCAUUGCACAUUACACCACGAAGCUGUAUUACACGACACCGGACACAGCUCCAGCAAAGGUGGGAUUGGAGCCCUUGACAGAGCUGUGUGAAUCUCAGCCAUGCCAGUUGUGUGCAGCAGCUGUGAGAAAAAAAACGCCGUCCUGAAGCGGCCCAAGACCGGGCUGUCUCUGUGCAAGGACUGUUUCUUCUGGGCUUUCGAGGAAGAGGUGCACCAGACGAUCUCAUCAGCCAAGCUGUUUACCGCGGGCGAGACCGUCGGGAUAGGGGCGUCGGGCGGCAAGGACUCCACGGUGCUGGCGCACGUCAUGAAGGUCCUCAAUGAGCGCUACUGCUACGGCUUGCACUUGAUGUUGCUCUCCGUGGACGAAGGCAUCACCGGCUACCGGGACGACUCGCUGGAGACGGUGAAGCGGAACCAGCAGCAGUACGACCUGCCGCUGAAGAUCGUCUCCUACCAGGAGCUGUACGGCUGGACCAUGGACGCCAUCGUCAAGCAGGUGGGCUUGAAGAACAACUGCACCUUCUGCGGGGUCUUCAGGAGGCAGGCGCUGGACAGGGGAGCCAUGGUGCUCAAAGUGGACAAGAUUUGCACAGGUCACAACGCUGACGACGUGGCCGAGACGGUGAUGAUGAACUUCCUCCGGGGCGACAUCGCGAGGCUGCGCCGCUGCACUGCCAUCACCACGGGGAGCGAGGGGGCCAUCCCCCGCUGCAAGCCGCUCAAGUACGCCUACGAGAAGGAGAUCGUCCUGUACGCCUACUUCAAGAAGCUUGACUACUUCUCCACUGAGUGUGUCUACUCGCCCAACGCCUACCGGGGCCACGCCCGGGCCUUCCUCAAGGACCUGGAGUCCAUCCGGCCGAGCUCCAUCGUGGACAUCAUCCACUCGGGGGAGAACCUGUCCGUGAAGGAGGACGUGAAGAUGCCAGUCCAGGGCACCUGCGUGCGCUGCGGCUACAUCUCCAGCCAGAAGCUGUGCAAGGCCUGCGUGCUGCUGGAGGGGCUGAACCGGGGGCUGCCCAAGCUGGGCAUCGGGAAGCACCACAAGCUCCACCACAAGCUCCUGGCCCAGGAGCCCUUGACAGAGAAGGAGGAGAAGAAACUCAAGGCGGUCGAUUUCUGAGCGGGGGCAGUGUUUGUACGUCUUGACCUCUGGGGUUGAUUUGAUCCAGCUGUAGUUGUAUCAGGUAAAGCCCUGGAUUGCAUCCCCUACUAAUUUUAAGGGUAAUCUCUGGAUAACCGUGGAUAGGUGGCGGAUGCAAUCUGGGUUGAUUUACCCUGGUGCUGUAAAAUGCUCUAAAAAUUCAACUAUAUGUUGAUCAAUUUAACACCUGGGCAGUGUACUAUAAAUAAUGUAGUUAAAAUGUGUUUGGCAAUCUGAAAGACAACUUGUCAAAGGCUUUUUAUCAUCUUUUAGUAUUCCUAAAUAUUCUACCAUGGCUUUAUAGCUGUGACCUGUGUAAGGCUCUAUCAGUAGUGCAAUGUGUUUAAAAGCCUGCGAGUCCUGGCGCCCUCCUCCCAGACUCCUGUGCUUCUUGUGUGCUCUUUAUUUGAAAUGUUAACGUGAUACAGUGUUGCAGACAGGACAGUACCGCUGAAUGGCUGUGCUGUAAUAUGCUUUAUUCUACACUGUCUGGUAGAUGACUAGUUUAUGGAUACAGAAUCUCACAGGAGAAACAUCUUGAAUAAAAAAGGAAAUAAAACAAACCACAUUGGGUUUGGAGGAAACCUGCUCUAUUGUUUUUAAAACUUUAUAUCAUUGCAAUAAAUUAUUUCUACAAAAACCAAA
Messenger RNA from Polyodon spathula (Mississippi paddlefish), 1998 nucleotides. RefSeq names its product cytoplasmic tRNA 2-thiolation protein 1. Gene Ontology annotation, molecular function: tRNA binding. The record is from RefSeq and is a predicted model, not a curated record. Gene Ontology annotation, biological process: tRNA wobble position uridine thiolation. Gene Ontology annotation, cellular component: cytosolic tRNA wobble base thiouridylase complex; mitochondrion. Bases 307 to 1332 code for a protein of 341 amino acids. The transcript is spliced from 3 exons. Lineage: Eukaryota; Metazoa; Chordata; Actinopteri; Acipenseriformes; Polyodontidae.